AUGGGGCCAAAAUGGAGACUGGGAAUUUAUGUUGGUUUUGAGUCUCCCUCAAUUAUUAAGUACCUUGAACCAAUGACCGGUGAUCAAUUCACUGCUAGGUACUUGGAUUGUCAAUUUAAUGAGACAGUAUCCCCGGCAUUAGGGGGAGUAGAUAAGGAGAUUAAAAAGAAAGAUAUUGCAUGGAAUGCAACAUCUAUAUCUUUUAUGGAUCCACGGACAAAUGAUAGUGAACUUGAAGUUCAACGGAUCAUACAUUUGCAAAGUGUUGCAAAUAGGCUACCAGAAGCGUUGAUAGAUACCAAAAAGGUCAGAAAAUCACAUAUUCCGGCUGAAAAUGUUCCAGCUCAUUUAGAUGUCCCUGAAGCAAUUCUUAAUAAAUCAAACGGAUCUGAGUCACAAAUACGCCUGAAGCGUGGUAGACCACCUGGCUCUAAAGAUGCAAAUACUCGAAAGAGAAAGGAACAAAUCGUUUCAGUUAAUCACGAUAUGAAUGUGACCACUAGUGCCUCUAAGGAUAAAAUUCCUAAAGCGGUUUUAUCUUAA
Sesamum indicum (sesame) is the source of this 543-nucleotide messenger RNA. RefSeq lists its product as uncharacterized. NCBI's taxonomy places the organism in Eukaryota, Viridiplantae, Streptophyta, Magnoliopsida, Lamiales, Pedaliaceae. The record is from RefSeq and is a predicted model, not a curated record.